Chlamydomonas reinhardtii is the source of this 3090-nucleotide messenger RNA. RefSeq lists its product as uncharacterized. Lineage: Eukaryota; Viridiplantae; Chlorophyta; Chlorophyceae; Chlamydomonadales; Chlamydomonadaceae. Gene Ontology annotation, molecular function: GTPase activity; GTP binding. The record is from RefSeq and is a predicted model, not a curated record. Bases 36 to 2684 code for a protein of 882 amino acids. Gene Ontology annotation, cellular component: endoplasmic reticulum. The transcript is spliced from 13 exons. Gene Ontology annotation, biological process: endoplasmic reticulum membrane fusion.
GCCGGGCGCCUUCCACGGCCUGGUAAUCCCAUAAAAUGUCAGCCAUAGUGCAAGUGAUCAAUGGCGAAGGCGAGUUUGAGUCAGCUGGCGUUCAGUCGUUCGUCGACAAGAACGAGCUUGCGCAGUGCCGCACAAACUAUGCGGUCGUCGCGAUUAUGGGACCCCAGAGCUCUGGCAAGAGCACGCUGCUCAACUACGUGUUCGGCACCGAUUUCAAGAUGAUGGACGCGAUGGAGGGGCGCGGGCAGACUACCAAGGGUAUUUGGAUGUCAAAGUCCCCCAAGGUGGCGGACACCACCGUGCUGGUGAUGGACCUGGAGGGCAGCGACGGCCGCGAGCGCGGCGAGGACGACACCAACUUUGAGCGUCAGAGCGCGCUGUUCGCGCUGGCUGUGGCGGACGUGCUGCUGGUGAACAUUUGGUGUCACGACAUCGGCCGCGAGCACGGCUCCGGCAAGCCGCUGCUGAAGACCAUCUUCCAGGUGAACCUGAAGCUGUUUGCGCCCGAGCCCGACCGCAAGAAGACCGUGCUGCUGUUUGUGAUCCGCGACAAGACCAAGACGCCGCUGGCCAAACUUACGGAGGUUCUGGAAGCUGACCUGGACCGCAUGUGGGACUCCAUCGCCAAGCCCGCAGCCUACUCCGGGUCCAAGAUGACUGAUUUUUUCGAGGUCCAGUACGCGGCUUUGUCGCACUUUGAGGAGCGCUACGAGGACUUCCAGGCGGACGCGGUGCACCUGCGCCGCAGGUUCGCGCCGGAUGCUGAGGACACGCUGGUCCGCGGCGAUGAGAAGCUGCCGGGCGACGCCUUCGCGCUGAGCAUCCACAACAUCUGGGACGUCAUCCGCUCGCAGAAGGACCUCAACCUGCCCGCACACAAGGUGAUGGUGGCCAACAUCCGCUGCCAGGAGAUCCUGGAGGACCAGCUGCGGGCCUUCACCGGAGACCAGGCCUGGGCGGGGCUGCAGGAGGCGGCGGGGCUGGGCGCCGUGGAGGGCUUCGGCGCGCAGGUGGCCGGCCUCAUGGACAGCUGCGUCAAGGGCUACGAGGCCGAGGCCCUGUACUUUGACUCGCACGUGCGCGAGGACAAGUUCCAGGAGCUCAGCAAGCGGCUACUGGCGGCGGUGCAGCCCCUGUACCAGGCACAGGUUGCGGCCCAGACGGCGGCGGUGUUGACGGGCUUUGAGAAGGAGCUCAAGCUGGCGCUGCUGCCCGAGGGCGCCGCCAGCAGCGGCGGCGGCUUCGUGGCGGCGGCGGCGGCGUGCCGGGCGGCGGCGGUGAAGGAGUUCGGGAUGGCGUUCAAAAAGCACCUGCACAUCCAGGGCACGCCCUGGGACGGCGCCGCGGAGGCGGCCGCGCUGGAGGCGGCGCUGGACAGCCACAUCGGCAAGGUGCGCUCCGAGCACGUGGCCGCCGCCGUGGCCCGCGCCGAGAAGCAGCUGCGCAGCCUGCUCAGCGCGCCCGUCAUCGCGCUGCUGGAGGUGUGCGGGCCGGGCAUGUGGCCCAAGCUGUACGGCGUGUGCCGCGAGGCGGCGGCGGCGGCCGACAAGCAGCUGCUGGCGGGGCUGGCGGGCUACGGGCUGGGGGCGGCGGAGGCGGAGGCGCUGAGUGAGGGGCUGCGGGCGCGGGCGCGGGCCUCCAUGGAGGGGCAUGUGCGGGAGGCGGCGCUGACACGCCUCAGCCGCAUGAAGGACAGGUUCCAGGAGGUGUUCUCCCAGGACGAGUCGCGGGCCCCCCGCAUGUGGGGCGCACGUGACGACGUGCCCGCCAUCGCCGCCGCCGCCCGUCUGGCCGCGGCCAACGUGCUGGCGCAGCUGGCAGUCAUCCGCCCGCCGCCCGGGGAGGGCGGCAAGGCGCAGCAGGGCGAGCAGGGUGACGUCAUUGAGGCGGCAGUGCUACAGCUGGCGCGCACCUCCUCCGACGCCGCCUCGGCCCCCGCCCCCGCCGACGGCGCCGCCUCCUCCUCCGCCGCCGCCCCCGCCGCCGCCGCCGCCUCCUCCCACGGCGCCGCCGGCGCCGCCCUGGACCUGCUCUCCGCCGCCGCCUGGCCCGGCGUGUCGGACGAGUCACGCGUGCUGCUGGCGCCGCACGACGUCCGUACCUCUUGGCGGGAGUUCAUGUCGUACAGCAAUGUGGCGGUGCAGCAGGCGCUGAGCGCGCAGCAGGCCAACCGCCUCGCCAACAACCGCCUGCCGCCGCUGUGGGCGAUUGUGGCCAUGCUGGCGCUGGGCUGGAACGAGGCGAUGGCGCUGCUGUUCAACCCGCUGCUGCUGCUGGUGGUGGGCGUGCUGGUGCUGUUCCUGCGCAGCCUGUAUGUGGAGCUGGAUGUGGAGCGGGAGUUGGCGCGCGGCGCACUGCCCGGCGCCAUCAGCCUUAGCCACAAGGUGGUGCCCGCCUGCAAGUCGGUGCUACGGAAAACCACCGAGUCGGUGCAGCAGAUCCUGCACAGCAUCCAGGAGGGCCAGGGCGCGGCUGCGGUGGGCGAGGGCCGCGCAGCGGCGUACGCGGUAGACGGCGCCCCCAACAGCAGCAGCAACAGCAGCAGCCGCGCCGGCAGUGGGACGCCGGGGCCGGGCCGCUAUACGGAGCUGACGCGGCGGGGUGCGACGGCGGCGGCAGCGGCGGCGCCUAACUCGCCCGCUGAGUUCACGGACCUCCGAGCGGAGGGCAAGAAGGGGCAGUGAGGGCGGCGGCAGGCGUGUGUUGCUGCGAUUGACUGCGUUUGCAUGGCUAGGGUUUUUACUGGAAGUCGCGAUGGCGUGGCUAGAGCUGUAGGUGUAGCUAGAGCUGGAGGAGGCAAGAGGCAGCAGCCGGCGUGGGCCGGUGCUGCAUGGGCUGUGUGCUGUGGCGCUGCAAUGCAGGACGGGGGGCCCAAGCCGGGGGCCUGGUGCAGCCCUGAUCUGGGCAUGACAAGAUACCGUAGACCAUGGCGGUGGGGGCUGCUUGGGAGCUGGGGUGACGCGGCGUGGGUGUUGCUGGUGGACUGGCGCGGCCGCAGACACGGCUUUCUCCUGCCCCGUAACGGCGAUGUGUGUCCUGAGCUCGAUUGAAGCGAGUGAUAGGGGCACAACGGCCAACGGGCAGGGGGAG